GGGCGGGGGCGCGUCUCGGAGCGAGCCGGCAGCUGGAGCGGCCCCCCCGCCCCUCCCGCACGCAGCCCCAGCCCUGCCAGGCGGCGACCAUGGAGAAGUAACUUGAUGCCUUCCGAGCUCGCGGUCAGCCCCAGGCUCGAGGUGGGGAGGAGAGAGAGGAGCAGACCCCCAGAUCCUGCCGGGUCUGGCAGCCGCACCGAAACGUCCAAGAUCAUGGCGCCGGCACGGCAGCCCCUGCCCAAAUUCCUCUCCAAGGCUCUGCUGGCCUCCGUCCUCCUGGCUGAGAACUUCCACCAAGCGGGAGCCUUGGAGACGGUGCCGGAAAGCAACGUGAGCUGCCAAGGAUCCAACGCGUGCCAGCCGGGGGUGCUGCUGCCCGUCUGGCAGCCGGACAACCCCUCCUUCGGCGACAAAGCUGCUAGGGCCAUUGUCUACUUCGUGGCCAUGAUGUACAUGUUCCUGGGGGUCUCCAUCAUCGCCGACCGCUUCAUGGCCUCCAUCGAAGUCAUCACCUCCAAAGAGAAGGAAAUCACCGUCACCAAGGCCAACGGCGAGACCAGCAUCGGCACGGUGCGGAUCUGGAACGAGACGGUCUCCAACCUGACCCUGAUGGCACUGGGCUCGUCCGCACCCGAGAUCAUGCUCUCCGUCAUAGAGGUGUGCGGACACAACUUCCAAGCUGGGGAGCUGGGCCCCGGCACCAUUGUGGGGAGCGCCGCCUUCAACAUGUUCGUGGUGAUCGCCGUCUGCGUUUACGUCAUCCCCGCCGGGGAGAGCCGCAAAAUCAAACACCUGCGGGUCUUCUUCGUCACGGCCUCCUGGAGCAUCUUCGCCUACAUCUGGCUCUAUCUGAUCCUGGCGGUCAUCUCCCCGGGCGUGGUGCAGGUCUGGGAAGCUCUGCUGACACUCGUCUUCUUCCCGGUCUGCGUGGUCUUCGCCUGGAUCGCUGACAAGCGGCUCUUCUUCUACAAGUACGUCUACAAGAGGUACCGCGCCGAUCCGCGGAGUGGCAUCAUCAUCGGCACCGAAGGGGAGUUCCCCAAGGACAUCGAGAUGGAUGGCAGCUUCCUGGCCAACGACCACCGGGAGAACAUCUUCAUGGACGGGACAGCCUCCGCGUCCCCAGCCCUGGCCUCCUCCACCCAAGAGGAGAAGGAGCUGGACGAGAGCCGCAAGGAGGUGAUCCAGAUCCUCAAGGACCUCAAGCAGAAGCACCCAGACAAAGAGCUGGAGCAGUUGGUGGAGAUGGCCAACUACUAUGCCCUGCUGCACCAGCAGAAGAGCCGAGCUUUCUACCGCAUCCAAGCCACCCGCAUGAUGACCGGGGCUGGGAACAUCCUGAAGAAACACGUCUCGGAGUUCUCCAAGAAGUCGUCCAACCUCCUGGAGGUGCCGUCGGAGGCGGAGGAGGAGAACUAUAGCAAGAUCUUCUUCGAGCCCUGCCUGUACCACUGCCUGGAGAACUGCGGCUCAGUCACGCUGACCGUGGCCUGCCAGCAGGGCGGGGAGGGCAACCACACCUUCUACGUGGACUACAAGACGGAGGAUGGCUCGGCCAAGGCAGGCUCCGACUAUGAAUAUAGCGAGGGGACGCUGAUCUUCAAGCCGGGCGAGACGCAGAAGGAGCUGAAGAUUGGCAUCAUCGACGAUGACAUCUUCGAGGAAGACGAGCACUUCUUCGUCCGCCUGCUCAACCUGCGGGUGGGGGACGCCGAGGGUAUGUUUGAGUCCGACUCGGCCGACCACCCCAAGGGGCGGCUGGUGGCCCCGCUGAUUGCGACCGUCACCAUCCUGGACGACGACCACGCUGGCAUCUUCACCUUCCAGGACAAGCUCCUGCGUGUCAGCGAGUGCCAGGGCACCAUGGAGGUGAAGGUGGUGCGGAGCUCUGGGGCGCGGGGGACGGUGAUCGUCCCCUACCGGACGGUGGAGGGGACGGCUCGCGGAGCGGGGAUCGACUACGAGGACGCCUGCGGGGAGCUGGAAUUCAAGGACGACGAGACGGUGAAAAGCCUGCAGGUGAAGAUUGUGGACGAUGAGGAGUAUGAGAAGAAGGACAACUUCUAUAUCGAGCUGGGGCAGCCGCGCUGGCUGAAACGGGGCAUCUCGGCUCUCUUGCUAACUCAAGUCGACGGGGACAAGAAGCUCUCGGCAGAGGAAGAGGAAGCCUGGAGGAUCGCCGAGAUGGGCAAGCCGAUCCUGGGGGAGAACUGCCGGCUGGAAGUCAUCAUUGAGGAGUCGUACGACUUUAAGAACACCGUGGACAAAUUGAUCAAGAAAACCAACCUGGCCCUGGUCAUUGGCACCCACUCCUGGAGGGAGCAGUUCCUGGACGCCAUCACCGUGAGCGCAGGUGACGAGGAAGAGGAGGAGGACGGGCGGGAGGAGAAGCUCCCGUCCUGCUUUGACUACGUCAUGCACUUCCUGACGGUGUUCUGGAAGGUGGUCUUCGCCUGCGUGCCGCCCACCGAGUACUGGAACGGCUGGGCCUGCUUCAGCAUCUCCAUCCUGGUGAUCGGGCUCCUCACCGCCCUCAUCGGCGACCUGGCCUCCCACUUCGGCUGCACUGUGGGCCUCAAGGACUCCGUCAACGCUGUGGUCUUCGUGGCCUUGGGCACCUCCAUCCCGGACACCUUUGCCAGCAAGGUGGCCGCCCUGCAGGACCAGUGCGCCGACGCCUCCGUCGGCAACGUGACCGGCAGCAACGCGGUGAACGUGUUCCUGGGGCUGGGCGUGGCCUGGUCGGUGGCCGCCAUCUACUGGGCCGCCCAGGGCCAGGACUUCAAGGUGCAGACGGGCACGCUGGCCUUCUCCGUCACCCUCUUCACCAUCUUCGCCUUCGUCUGCAUCAGCGUGCUCCUGUACCGCCGCCGGCCCGGCAUCGGGGGCGAGCUGGGGGGCCCCCGGCCGGCCAAACUCCUCACCGCCGGCCUCUUCCUGGGCCUCUGGUUCCUCUACAUCCUCUUCUCCAGCCUCGAGGCCUAUUGCCACAUCCGGGGCUUCUGAGCCGGCGUCGGGGGGGGGAAGGGACGGGGGGGACGCUGCCCCCCCCACCGUCCCCUUUGCCCAGAGACACCGCCUGGGGGGAAAGGGGAAGGGGGUCCUGCUCCAUCCCAGCACCCAGAUCUUUGAGUGUCCUCUUUUGUUUUUGUAGGGUCUGCGUGGAACCAGGAGCCGUCCCCCGCCCCAGUCUGUCAUGGGUGCAGCCAUUAUAUGGGGGGGGGGACAAGCCCACCCCUAAUUUUUAGCACCUGAUUGAUGUCACCGCCCCCCCCCCCCCAUGAACAAUCCCCGUGAACCGGGGGUGCUUGGCAGCGAGCGUGACCCCUAGGGGCUGGCGAGGUUUGGGGGGAUCGGAGGGCAGUGAGGUUUAGGAGAAGGGGGAGACGGGGGGGCGGGAGUGCCACAACAGCCCCCCCAACCCCCAUGGCGUUUUUGUUUUACUUGUUUUGUUCUGCCUCGUGCUCUUCUCCUCGGGUCUGGGGACGGGUUGGGGCGUUGGCCGGCCGGACACAGGGACUCGAGCUGCAGCAGGGGGUGAUUUGGGGGGCGGUAGAACGGACGGGAGUGACUCGAUCCCCACCCCCCCCCCGGCUCUGGAGAGGUGCAAGAACCAGCCGCCGGAUCCCAUCUGCGGCGGAAGAACAGCGCCCCCCCCGCCCCCCAUGUCGGCCUGCAGCAGGGGGCCGCUCGCAGCGGGGGGCUCGGCAGCCAGCCAGGCCGGUGGUGUGUGCCCACCGCACCCCGCCCGCCCGCCCGCUCGUGGACGGGGGGGCCACCUGCUCCUCAGCCUGGUCUGACGCCCCGGUGCAGACGUGUGUGUGUGUGCAGCCGUGCACACACCCACACCGCAUGUGCACACACACACACACACACACACACACACACUGCUCCACCAUUCCCCUCUCCCAGCGCCUCUUCGUGCACCCCGUUCCACCGGGCGGGGCCUGGCCCACAGCACAUCCCCUCAGGCCAUGGGGCGUCAUCAUUCCAUGGGGCAGGGCAUGACCGGCCCCAUGGUGGUGCUGGUGUGUGUGUGUGGGAGGGGGGUGUUGUCCCUCGCAGCACCUGGCAUCUGAUCCAGCCAUGGAGCUCGUCAGUCACCAUGUGGAGCUGAGGGGAGAUCAAAGUCCCAAAUUGCAUUAACCCCCGAACCCCAGGGGCCUGGCCCCACUGGGAUGCUGUGAUCUGUCCUUGCCCCCACAGACCUGGGUCAAGCCAUUGAUGGGAGCUGUUUGCAAAGGGGGACACAGGGUCCGAUCCCUGCUGUGUGAUGCCAACUGGCUUGGGUGGAGGCACGUGACAUCAUUUCGAAUAGCAGGGAUUUUUUUUCUGGCGCUGAGAUGCAGCCUCCUCUGGGGUGGGACAGAGCAGCUGUUUGUACAGGGAGCCCUCGCCCGGCGCUGAGCUUUCCCAAGGGAGCUCCAGUAAAGCCAAUGGCUCAGGUAAAGCGGCUGAAGGUCCGCAUUGCUCACUAGCUGCAUGUCGGAGCUUGGCGAGGAGGCAACGUAGGCCAGAUGAGGAAGGGCCACUCCAGAAUUUCCAGCAGGAGGGGGCAGAGGAGCAGCUGGUGGGGGCUGCAUGGAAGAUGCAUAUAUUAAAAUUACAGGGGGUCUGGAAAAUGGUUUUUUUUUCCAUGCUGAAUUUCAAGUUUUUGGUGAAAAAAACCCUAAAUUAUAAUAUUUUGGCUGCAAACAGAACGAUUUUAAGUCUGAAAUGCCAGUGCAGCGCUGCAUGGGCAGUGUCCUUCAGCUCCCAGCCCCAGUCUUAGUUGGGCUGCUUGUUUGGACUACAUCUCCCAUGAAGCACCACAGCCUUCCGGCUUGGCCACGGUGCAACAUGGGCAGUGAAGUCUGGCCGGGGAGCCCUGCCAAUAGAGGAGAACGGGAGCAGAAGGCACCCAAACUACAACUCCCAUGGGGCUCCCCGGCAGCAGAUCAGGCAGGACAAAUCUUCAUUUUGGUUGGAAAAUUGUUCAUUUUGGGGGCAUUCGGGGGGAGUGUUAAACCAAAACAUGGACGUUUUUGGCGGGACGCAGCCAAGUCUGUCAGAAACCCAAUUGUCUAAAGAACAGUUUGGGUGACAAGCCCUAAUUAGGGCCUGCGGUGGCUUUGGCCGGGGUGGUGCAAUUGGGUCAUUUCCCCGUUAGGCGUGUGCGUCUUUCAAAGCGGGCGGGGGGGGGGAAUCCUUGCUAGAGCAUUGAGUUUUAUUCUUUCUGAGAAGUAUCCCCAAAGUCCAGGAGUAAAAAAAGCCUUAUUAAAUGGGGGGGGGGGGGGGAAAUAUGGGUCCUUUUCAACCUGGCUGGGUGUUAGCCAGCGUUCCCAGCUCUCACGAUGUGGGGUGUGGUUUAUAAAACCCCAGCUCCGGGACGGGGGGGAUUAGCUGAGAAUCUUGGCUUUAAUAUUUUUUUAAAAAACACACGUUUCUAGCCCUUCUAGCUGCAGAGAAAAACCUCCACAGCUCCACUGCCAGACGACAAGACGAACGCGCCCUUCCAGGCCCCGCUGCGUGUUCUUUGUCAAAUGCCCUGGGUUUUUUUAAGCACCUCGCAAUUGGCUGCCUUGUAAUUUUUGCACAGGCGAGGCGUGGGCCUAGGGUGACCAGUUAGCAAGUGUAAAAAAUCGGGCCAGGGGCUGGGGGGUAAUAGGAGCCUAUCUAAGAAAAAGCCCCACGUCAGGACUGUCCCUAUAAAAUCGGGACAUCUGGUCACCCUCCGUGGGCCCUGGCCAUGAGCCACGUGGCUGGGGCUGCGCGGGGAGACUUGGCCCCAUGCAGAGGGCAGGGUUUUUAACCUGGAUUUCUUACCACCAUGUCCCGGUUUUUUUGGACGACGACACUUUUCAGACCAGGGAUUUUGUAGCUCGCCGGCCUGGGCCGGGGCGGGGAGAGAGGCCGUCUCCUGCCCCUUCUUUCUAGUCUCUUUCUUCUCUGUCGGUAGUUUUGUCCGUCACCUUUUGAGACGCUGGGUCUCUUUCUGUACGAAUCGCCAUAAACCUUUGAAUAUUGCCUGUUAACGUCUUCGCGGCCGAGAGAGCGCGGUGGGGAAACAUGCAUGCCACCCUCCGGGACGGCCGGCUGACUUGCCGAAUACAUUUAUUUUGAAGAAAAGAAAAAAAAAAAGAGACACGAGAACUUU
This is a messenger RNA of Chelonia mydas (Green sea turtle), 6136 nucleotides long. RefSeq names its product solute carrier family 8 member A2 (gene SLC8A2). Gene Ontology annotation, biological process: calcium ion import across plasma membrane; sodium ion transmembrane transport; cell communication. The coding region runs from base 106 to 3006 and encodes 966 amino acids. Gene Ontology annotation, molecular function: calcium:sodium antiporter activity. The record is from RefSeq and is a predicted model, not a curated record. The transcript has 8 exons. NCBI's taxonomy places the organism in Eukaryota, Metazoa, Chordata, Testudines, Cheloniidae. Gene Ontology annotation, cellular component: postsynapse; sarcolemma; axon.